UCAGCAGCAAGCGCGUGAAGUGGCGCACGUGAGGAGAGGCCCUCCACUCGUGACUCACCUCGCGCAUCCAGAAUCCUUGAUGCUUUGACUCGUCACUCGCUACUUCUCAUCAGACUCGAUGAAGCGUGAGCUCUUGCAUCAUCAUCAUCAUCAUCAUCACCAUGAUGCCAAGCCUCAUCUCUGGCGCCCAUCUCCUCCUCUCUUUCCAAAAGGCCGAAAGUACAGCAUUGACUGACUUGCUUUCACCACAAAUCGCCUCCGCACUCUCACCGAGGAGGACAAAACAGCUCCACUGCGACGCCCGCUCCUCGCGAGCACACGAUCUGCCUAGCUGCUGCCUGGCUUGGCUGGCGUCCAGGCUUCUGGUCCGCGGUACACACACACACACACCACCCACGCCUCAUAUCUAGCGGCACACACCACUCGCAUCUCCUCAUCGAUCCGUUAUGCCGGGCAUUCAAGUUUUUUGCGACAGGGGUGGCACGUUCUGCGACGUGAUUGCCAGAGUGCCCGAUCAAGAAGACAUUGUCAUCAAGCUGCUCUCCCACGAUCCUGCCAAUUACAAGGAUGCGCCGACGGAGGGCAUUCGCAGGGUGCUGGAGAGAAGUUUGGGAAAGGAGAUCAAGAGGGGCGACAAGAUUGACACUUCUGCCAUUGACUAUAUACGCCUCUCCACCACAGUCGCCACGAAUGCGCUGCUUGAGCGCAAGGGAGAGAAGCACGUGCUAGUGACCACCAAAGGCUUCCGUGAUCUGUUGGAGAUUGGCAAUCAAUCCAGGCCAGACAUCUUCGCCCUCAAUAUUCGCAAGCCAGAGGUGCUGUACUCUGCGGUGCUGGAGGUGGACGAGAGGGUGACGCUGGUAGGCUACGCCUCUGACCCUCACGUCGAGCGGAACAGCGUCAAAUUCGAUCAGCAUGGCAAAGUUUCUCGAGCUUACAAGGGCCACGAUCAUCCACCUCCUGCGGCGGAUGGUAGGGAUGCUGAUAUCGUCCAAGGGGAGAGCGGCGAAGCGGUGGCCAUUCUCAAGAAGCCCGAUGAGCAGCAACUCGAAGAGGAUCUCAAGAGGCUGUAUGAUGAGGGCUACAGAGCAGCAGCCAUCGUCCUCAUGCACUCCUACACGUAUCCAGAGCACGAACGCAUCGUAGAGGAGAUUGCAAAACGCGUCGGCUUCACCCACAUCAGCGUCAGCUCCAAGCUGAUGCCCAUGAUCAAGAUCGUGCCUCGCGGUACCUCAUCCACAGCAGACGCCUACCUCACGCCCAUCCUCAAGCAGUACAUUGACGGUUUCUUCAACGGUUUCGAAGGCUCGCUCAGGGAUGGCACUGCAGGCACCCGCGUAGAGUUUAUGAUGAGUGACGGAGGUUUGACCAGCGUGGAACGCUUCAGCGGUCUCAAGAGCAUCAUCUCUGGACCAGCGGGCGGCGUCGUUGGGAUGGCGUUGACGAGCUAUUGGAAAGAGGAUGGCAGACCGAUCAUCGGCUUGGAUAUGGGCGGCACGUCUACAGAUGUCUCUCGCUUUGCUGGUCGCUACGAGCAAGUCUUUGAGACUACCUUGGCUGGCGUCACGAUUCAAAGCCCUCAGCUAGACAUCAACACUGUCGCAUCCGGUGGCUCAUCGAGGUUGUUUUGGAGAAAUGGGCUGUUUGUGGUUGGGCCUGAAUCUGCCAGCGCGCAUCCUGGUCCUACUUGCUAUCGCAAGGGCGGUCCUCUCGCAAUCACCGAUGCCAAUUUGGUGACGGGCCGACUUCCCACGGAAAAGUUCCCAAAGAUCUUUGGUCCGAAGGAGAACGAGUCGUUGGAUGAGGAGACUACUCGGAUAGAAUUUGAGAAGCUGCGAGAAGAGAUCAACAACGAUACUGGGAGGGAGCUGAGCUUGGAUGAGACUGCUCAAGGAUUCAUUCGCAUUGCUAAUGAGCUCAUGGCGAGACCCAUCAGGGCGCUCACGGAAGCGAGGGGAUAUUCUGCCUCUAAGCAUAUCCUGGCUUGUUUUGGAGGUGCGGGCGGUCAACACGCCUGCUCGAUCGCUCGCUCGCUAGGCAUCAAGACGGUGCUGAUUCACAAGUACAGCAGCAUCCUCUCGGCCUACGGUAUGGCGCUCGCGAACAGGGUGCACGAAGCGCAAGCUCCUUCGAGCGAAACGUGGGGCAGCGAGGGUGCGCUGGAACGUGUGCAGAAGCGGGUGGAAGAGCUGCAAGAGAAGGUCAAGAGCGAACUGCACAAGGAGGGCUUCAAGGAUGAUAGGCUCGAAGUGGAGGUCUUGCUCAAUCUGAGGUACGAAGGAACGGAUACUGCGCUGAUGAGCCUGAAACCAAACGAUAGCUGGGACAUGGAAAAGGUGUUUGUGGACACGUACAAGCAAGAGUUCGGCUUUGUAUUGUCCGACAAGCCGAUAAGGGUGGAUGACGUGCGGGUGCGAGGGAUCGGCAAGUCGUACGACACGCUACCAGAGUGCGCGCUUUCCGAAGCUCGUCGAUUAGACUUUUCCCGAGUCGACGCAUCGGCGUUGCAAGAGACGACGAUGGGACGGAGGAGGAGGGCAGCAGUGUACUUUGAUGGGGGGCACGGAAGAGUGGAUACGCCGCUGGUGGAGUUGGACAAGACGAAAGCUGGAGAGAUGUACGAGGGACCGGCUCUGCUCAUCGACCAGACGCAGACUUUGCUCAUCGAGCCGGCUUGCGUGGCCAAGAUCACUAGCCAGGCGGUCAUUGUGGAGAUUUUGUACGACGAGCAAAAGUAGUAGAAAGAGAAAGGUGGGCGCACGCGCGCGCGCCCGGGGGGGACUCGGAAGCAGAGCAAAUGGCAAAUCGAUGCGGGGCCUUUGCCUUGCCG
This is a messenger RNA of Ceraceosorus guamensis, 2830 nucleotides long. RefSeq lists its product as hypothetical. Gene Ontology annotation, biological process: glutathione metabolic process. Bases 447 to 2738 code for a protein of 763 amino acids. The transcript is spliced from 7 exons. The record is from RefSeq and is a predicted model, not a curated record. Gene Ontology annotation, cellular component: cytosol. Lineage: Eukaryota; Fungi; Basidiomycota; Exobasidiomycetes; Ceraceosorales; Ceraceosoraceae. Gene Ontology annotation, molecular function: 5-oxoprolinase (ATP-hydrolyzing) activity.